Entamoeba invadens IP1 is the source of this 1230-nucleotide messenger RNA. RefSeq lists its product as hypothetical. Gene Ontology annotation, molecular function: DNA binding. The record is from RefSeq and is a predicted model, not a curated record. The transcript has a single exon. Gene Ontology annotation, cellular component: RNA polymerase I complex. Gene Ontology annotation, biological process: transcription elongation by RNA polymerase I; RNA polymerase I preinitiation complex assembly; nucleolar large rRNA transcription by RNA polymerase I. Bases 1 to 1230 code for a protein of 409 amino acids. NCBI's taxonomy places the organism in Eukaryota, Evosea, Mastigamoebida, Endamoebidae.
AUGGAGAGCCGCAAACAUGGCCUUGAAGGCGACAUUUUGGUCCCCGAAUUAAAGAAACGAGUGAUUGACAUGACCUGCGAACCUCCAGAAACCAAGGAGAAAUAUAAACCCUGUGUAAUUGAAAUGGGUGCCCUUCCAAGGUCAUCGGAUCUUUUAGCUUCGCGCUUCCUGAUCAACGACAGUAAGAUUGCCGGGAAGUGUGGAGACACAUUAGUCUUCAAACAAAUAUCUGACGUAGUCGACUACAUGAAUUAUGCUAUUGGCAUUCGAAAGAAGGGAACUACUGAUUUGACGAUAUUGCCGGUGGAGCACUACACUUUAAAACAACAAAUUAAAUCGGACGAACCGGAAGAAUUUGCGGACCAAGGGUCUUUCGCCGCUAAGAAAUUGGAAUUGAAUAUCAACUUUGGGACAUCACGUCCUCGCAUCAAUACGAUGUUAAGGAAUAUGAUGAACAAGGCUGUUGGUACACAUGAUAUAGUCAGAGAGGAUGUCACCUUACCAGAAUCCGGUCGACUUGUAUUAAACCCUAUCGACUACCCAGACCUUCCUUUCUUCAAUCCAUCAACUACAGUAGUAGAAGAGGUAUAUCCCAUCGAUCAUAUAUUCUCUGCUGAUGAAUUGGAAUACUUCAAUGCUUACUCGAAGGAGGCGAGAAAUAAGUUGAAAGGAAGUGAUAUGGUCGUUGCUUCAGAAACCCUUGAGAAGAUCAAGAAGACUAAAUUUGGGAAUUACUAUGGACCUUUACUCACUUCAAUGGAUAAGAAAAGACUCCCAAAAGUACUCGGCUUGUUGGAAGCUUAUAGAAUACUUUAUUUACUCGCAACACGCGCUAAAACACUUAGGUUCAAUAAGAACUACGUAAAUUUGGCAAGUGCAGAGGAUCUCAGCCAAGACAUUCUCGUCUCUUUGGCAGACAAAUAUUACGAGAAGGUCCUCGACGAGAAGACUGACCAAGUAACUUACGACCUCACUAAUCUCCUCAAGACUAAAUUGGUCAACACUGCUAUCGUCCUCGCUUUAAACGUCACAGGAUUCACUCUCUCGUCUGAAAUGGCAAAACUUAUCGCAGUCGAUUUCCAAGUCUCAAACAUGGCCAUAAUCUCUCACUUGUCACGUGUCGGCUGUAAAGGUUCUUUCAUAACCCAAGAUGGAAAGAAAGAUAACACUUUCGUUCUUAAUGCCCCAUUGAACAUCCCAUCCCUCACUAAGAAAAACAAGAAGAAAUAA